Messenger RNA from Dermatophagoides pteronyssinus (European house dust mite), 1140 nucleotides. Its product is annotated as STE20-related kinase adapter protein alpha-like. Gene Ontology annotation, molecular function: protein serine/threonine kinase activator activity; ATP binding; protein kinase activity. Gene Ontology annotation, cellular component: serine/threonine protein kinase complex. NCBI's taxonomy places the organism in Eukaryota, Metazoa, Arthropoda, Arachnida, Sarcoptiformes, Pyroglyphidae. Gene Ontology annotation, biological process: activation of protein kinase activity; protein export from nucleus; protein phosphorylation. The record is from RefSeq and is a predicted model, not a curated record.
AUAAAGUGAAAAUUAAAAAAUCGACCUCUAAUCUAAUUAAUGACGAAUCGAAUAAAAACCAAAGCCACAGUUCAGAACAAUCAACGCACAAAUGACUUUUUUUAUAUCGUUCAGCAAAAAACUUUUUACCACUAAUCUAAACGAUUAUCAAACUAUCGGUUCGAUCAAUGCUCCAAAUGAUACAUUAUAUCGAACGAUUUUCAAACCACUUCAAAUAACUUGCUUAUUACGACGUAUCAAUCUAAUUGAUUCAAAUCUUGAUCUUUUAGAAAAUGAGAACGAUAUUGACAAGAUGAUUGAACAUCCUAACAUAAUCGAAAUGUUUGUUAGUUUUAUACAGAAUGAUAUGCUUUAUACGAUAUUUCCUUACUCAGAAUAUUCAUCGGUCGAUAUACUUUGUAAACCGUUUGGACUUGAAGAAAAAGUUAUUUUAUUCAUAUUACAAGAUAUAUUAAAAGCUGUUGAUUAUCUACACCGUAAUAACAUUGUCCAUCGAGCCAUAAAAGGUUCACAUGUAUUGAUUUUUGGACAUUGGAAAACAUCAAUCAAAUUUGUUCUUUCUGGUCUCAAAUAUUCGUGUCAUGUUGAUACGGUUGAUGAACUGAAACUAUUCAAAUAUCCAAAAAAUGCUUCCAGUUUAUUAACAAGUUUAGCACCUGAAGUACUUGAACAAAAUAUUCUUGGUUAUACUUUCAAAUCGGAUAUCUAUUCAUUGGGAAUUCUGUGCUGUGAAUUAGCAAAUGGUGUUGUACCAUUUGAUAAUAUGUCAUCGGAUGAAUUAUUAUUCUAUAAAAUUAUUGGCGAUAUUCCUAAACCAUUAGAUUCAUCGUGUGAAGAGAUGAACAUUUUUAACGAACUAAUGGAUCGUUUAGAGCUUACAUUGAAACGUCGUUAUCAAGUUUAUAGACAACGAACUUUUAGUUCAAUAUUUCAUGAUUUUACACAAAAAUGUUUACAUUUAGAACCAGUACGUCGUCCAACGGCCAUGAAUUUAUUGGAACAUCCUUUUAUCAGCAGAAAUAAAGAACAAGAUAACAAUUUAAUACAAAAAAGAGAUGAAAUUUUAAAAGAAUUUUUUUCAUCUAAAUUUUAAAAAAUUCAAUUUAUUCAUAAAAAACGUUACAAAAUCAAAAUAAAUUC